AGAAUGUUGUUUGACAGUUGUUACAACUUCAUUCAUCAGCAGCUAUUUAGAUAUGAAAACACGUGCAUUCCGUUAGUGUUUUUCAAUCUGGUUAAUUUCCAGUAGCAUUUUGUUUGUCGAGUAAUAAUAAUUGCUCCUCGAUAGACUUCAGUGACAUUCUACUAGAAAAAUCACAACCAAAAUGGAAUCCGAUCAGGAAGAUGAGGUUCCCAACGUUAAUUUUGUUCCGAGUUUGCUGUUUGUGAAGCGAGGCGUUGCAAAGGCCAAUCCUGAUAAGGUAACUUUGACACCGGCAGAAUUGGCCAGGAUCAUCAACGAUACCAGGGAUGAUUUGGAAGAGGAAGGCGGUGAAGGGAUGGAAACUUCGGAAGAUGAGGAAAAUGAGGACAGCGCUGCCGGAUUGGCAAAUCGGGCUCGGAACACAGCGAGAGCGUCGGGGAGUGGGACGUCAGCUGGCGAUGAAUAUGGGUUUGAACGGUACGAGCAGGAAUCUGGAGAACCUGUGGUCAGGCUUAGUUCGGUAGCCAUUGUAGAUCCAGCUGAGAAUAUUGAAGAUGAGGAAGACUCCGAAGCGGAGGAUGAAGUCAUCAAACCAUCGGAUAAUCUGAUUCUGGUUGGUCACGUGCAAAAUGAUAGCGCUUCCAUGGAAGUUUACAUUUUCAACGACGAGGAAGGAAGUUUGUACGUCCAUCACGAUUUUCUGCUCCCGAGUCCACCACUUUGCAUCGAAUGGCUUAGUUUCGAUCCGGGAAGCGACAAGUCCGGUAACAUCUGUGCCAUCGGCUGCAUGGAUCCGGUUAUUACCUUGUGGGAUCUGGACAUUCAAGAUUCGCUAGAACCGGUUUGCAAGCUGGGUUCUAAGGGUAGUCGUAAGAAGAACAAGCCAAAACUGGGUCACAGGGAUGCGGUGUUGGAUCUUUCCUGGAACCGCCACCUAGAGCACAUCCUAGCGAGCGGAUCGGUAGAUCAAUCGGUUAUCCUGUGGGAUAUUGAGAAUGGCACACCGCACACCACCAUCCGGCGGUUCGAUGAAAAAGUACAGACACUUUCGUUCCAUCCUACAAAACCGGAAGCCCUGCUGGUGGGAAGCUGCGACGGUGUGGUUAAGGUUUUCGAUUGCCGUUCCACGACCGACGAGAGCAGUAGUUUCAAAUCUUGGGACCUGGGAGGAGAGAUAGAACGCGUCUGCUGGAGUCACCACAAUGAGCAUCACUUUGUGGCCAGCACCAAUCAGGGCCGGGUGCACUACGUUGACGUCCGUACGGAUCAUCCACUGUGGUCGAAGGAGUUGCACGAGAAGGAAAUCACCGGACUGGUGUUGAGUUCGAUGGUGAAGGGAAUGCUGUCGACGGCUUCGGCGGAUGGGACGCUCAAAGUUUGGGAUAUUGAUGACGAGGAUGCACGGUUGGUGUACAAGAAGAAUCCCAAAAUGGGGGUGAUUCAGUGUUUGGAAGCGUGUCCGGAGAAUCCGUUUAUGCUGGCGCUGGGUGGGGAUCUGAAGACGAAGAAUUUUGCGGUUAUCAAUCUGUUGGAUAAUGAUGUUGUGUCCAAUGUGUUUAAACCGCGGUUCGAUCCAGGCUACGUUCCAGUUGUAUCAGAAGGUGAUUUGAAUAUGGCCACAGAAGCGAUGGAAGAUGCUUCAAUCGAUGACAGUGAUGACGAAUGAUUCUUUGGUGAUUACUCAUCUGAUGAGUAGCAGAUAAACGUUUGGAAAUAUAUGGCUGGUGUAAAUGUACAACCGGUGAUUUUUAAAUUCAA
Messenger RNA from Topomyia yanbarensis, 1758 nucleotides. It is a transcript of the gene nclb, whose product is annotated as periodic tryptophan protein 1 homolog. The record is from RefSeq and is a predicted model, not a curated record. Gene Ontology annotation, biological process: rRNA processing. The transcript has 7 exons. Gene Ontology annotation, cellular component: nucleus. NCBI's taxonomy places the organism in Eukaryota, Metazoa, Arthropoda, Insecta, Diptera, Culicidae. Gene Ontology annotation, molecular function: protein binding. Bases 182 to 1666 code for a protein of 494 amino acids.